Messenger RNA from Doryrhamphus excisus (bluestripe pipefish), 527 nucleotides. RefSeq names its product interleukin-8-like. The record is from RefSeq and is a predicted model, not a curated record. Gene Ontology annotation, biological process: immune response. Gene Ontology annotation, cellular component: extracellular region. Gene Ontology annotation, molecular function: chemokine activity. NCBI's taxonomy places the organism in Eukaryota, Metazoa, Chordata, Actinopteri, Syngnathiformes, Syngnathidae.
GUUACUUCCUCAUCUUAGCAUCCUUAGCAUCACACCAACCAUGUGCGCCACCAUCAGAACCAUAUCUGCCCUGGCGGUCAUCAUCUGCUUGUCUGCUGCUCAACUUAAUAAAUCACAGAGCUGUCUGUGUCAAGAUGCCGUCAACACAUUUCACCCAAAGGCUGGAAUCAAAGACGUCACCAUAUAUCCAGCCACCACCUUCUGCAACAAAGUGGAGAUCAUCGUCACCACAAAAAAUGGCUCUGAUUUCUGCUUGAAGCCCAAAGCGGUGCAACGUAUGCUCGCAAACCUGAUAAGAAGAAAGGCUCUAUCCAGCACAACUACUCCCACAGCCAGCAAAGGUUCCACUCCAGUCACUUCUACCACAACUCAACAAGCUUAAGAUGCUUAACAUUCAGUAUAUGUAAAUAUCCUGAUUGCUAUUUUUUUAAUUUUUAUUAUAUACACAUACAGUAAUAUUCCCUCCAGUGAAAGUUCUUCUGUCCUAACAAAAUGUGACUAAAUCAACCUUGCACUUUAUUUUUAAA